Messenger RNA from Homarus americanus (American lobster), 1018 nucleotides. RefSeq lists its product as uncharacterized. Lineage: Eukaryota; Metazoa; Arthropoda; Malacostraca; Decapoda; Nephropidae. The transcript has 3 exons. The record is from RefSeq and is a predicted model, not a curated record. Bases 267 to 575 code for a protein of 102 amino acids.
UGUAGUUCAGGACAAACUGCAUAAAACUUCAUUAUAUUUUACAGAUUAGAUUACUACUUCUUGUCGAGCUCCUUAUGAGGGAUCAUCUGGAGGACAUCCCAGGUCUUAAAACUCAACACCUACGCUACAUACUCUUCUGAUGUGAACAUAACUUCCGAGAUUGGCAAGAAGAGAGAUUGGGUAACAAGUACAAGGCAUACUUUAAAACACUAUACAACUGUCUCUCCACUGAGAAGCUACCACAUUACUUCAUUGAUAAAUGCAACAUGAUGGAAACUAUACUAAGAACGCUACAUGCGACAGAUACAGGCACGGGUGAGGAACAUAAAGGACAAUAUUCCUAUCUACUUGAUGCACACUAUGUAUCGCAUGAGGACUGCAGAAGAUUUUUAUCCAAUGCUCGACAUCCUCGAGCUUUACAAACUUGUCACAAGGAAGACAUUUGGCUUAGGACAACUAAACCCACAGCUGCUACAACUGGGAUGCAGAUGAAUUUCAGGAAGAACAGAAUAAGUUGGAUGAUGGUGAGGAUGUCCUGUAUAGUGAUUCAGAGGAGGAGUAUGAACACCGCAUGAUGAAGGUAAUGUAACACGUUGUUUUAGUUUAUUUUGUCAAGAAAAUACUUAAUCAUCAAAGUUAUUCCUUUGCUCAAUAACAUGUGGUACAGUGCCUCUCACAAAUGUGUCCCAGUUUCAAUUCCCGGGCCAGGUCAGAUUGGAGAAUGGUGUUAUCCAUUAUGACCACCCUACCAAAUAAAUAAGGUUUUCGCCAGAUACUAUGGUCCCCCUGUACUAACACUGAACAAGGAAGGUAGUAACAAAACAAAAUACAGGCCAGUUGCCCAAAUGGCUAAUAAACUGACAAUGGUGGUGGAAAUGAUUUAAUACUUACUACUGUAUUAACUUCUGCAACAAAGUUUUUUCUUCACUUUAAUGGAGAGAUUUAGUUUACACUAUGAUUUACACCUGUACAGUCUCACUCAAAAGUUUGUUAACUCUCCCAGCCUGCUAUUGCUACA